This is a messenger RNA of Seminavis robusta, 1446 nucleotides long. The record is from the annotation of a GenBank genome assembly. Lineage: Eukaryota; Bacillariophyta; Bacillariophyceae; Naviculales; Naviculaceae.
UGUUGCGCUCGUUGAUCGGCUUCGUCUCGCAUGAUGGCCUUUCUUGUCAGAUCCCAUUCAGUCUCCAUGGUCUCCAUGGGUGUUGUUCCCUUCAAUGAUUGUGUGUGUUGAACUAACUAACAAAUCGAAUGGUUAGACCAUGACAAUAUCAGCUCUAUCAAACGUCUGCUCAGGCUGCUCUAGAUUAUUCUUGGGAAGUCUGGUUCUGCUAUUCUCGAUUCCAAAUGGAGCAACGGCAUUUACCAGUCCUGUUAGCAUUGUCCAUCGACGACCAUGCCACCACUUCCAACCAACACUGCCAUCAUUAUGUCGGCACAUGGUAGCCACAGAUAGUGAUAAUAAUAAUAUUAAUGCCAAUGACAGUGUCAGCAGCACAACCAAUGAUGGACCAUCAACUACUAUUGAAGAAGAAUAUUAUGCGCAAGACAUUAACGGCAAGAAAAUUGCCGCCACCAUUCGUCAAGAGAUAAAGGAACAAGUAGAAGACAUGAUGAUGCAAAACAACGACAACAAUCAUAAUCAUAAUCAUCACCCACCUGGAUUGGCCGUCAUGCUGGUGGGAUCCCGUCGCGAUUCUCAAACCUACGUCAAUAUGAAAACCAAAGCGUGCGACCAAGUGGGAAUUGCCAGUUUUCAAUUCAGCUAUCCAGAAGACAUUUCUCAUGAACAAGAAGUCCUCGAGAAAGUUCUGGAAUUGAACCAAGAUCCUACCGUUCACGGCAUUUUGAUUCAAUUGCCACUUCCAGCGGAGUGGGAUCAAGAUGCCAUUUUACAGGCCGUCCAUCCCGACAAGGACGUCGAUGGAUUGCAUCCCGUCAAUGUCGCCAAAUUAUGGACGAAUCAACAACAAGACGAUUUCUUUCCCAUUCCCUGUACACCCCUCGGUUGUAUGGAGUUGUUGCAACGCAGUGGCAUUGACGUGGCGGGAAAACAUGCGGUUGUGUUGGGACGCUCUCAUUUGGUCGGAUUACCGCUCAGUCGAUUGCUCUUGCAAGCCGAUGCCACUGUUACCAUGGUGCAUUCCAAAACUCAACAUAUCGAUGCAGUCGUACGACAAGGCGAUAUUGUCAUUGCAGCCGUCGGUCGUGCCCACAUGGUCCAAAAAGAAUGGCUCAAAAAGGGAGCCGUGGUGGUGGAUGUGGGGAUCAAUGCUGUAGAUAUCCCACCGAAAAAACCAGGAGGUAAAGCGUACAAACUCGUGGGAGAUGUCGACUAUGCCGAAGCCAGAAAGGUCUGUUCCCGAAUUACUCCUGUUCCCGGUGGAGUGGGACCCAUGACCAUUGCCAUGUUGCUACGGAAUACUCUGCAAGCGUGUCAACAACAACAGCAAAAGCAAUAAUCAGACACACGUAGAGUUGCUAGCUAUCUAAAAAUGCAUGGAACUGUACCGUUUCUCAUAGUCUAGAUUAUAUAAAAGGAAAAUACUAGAAACAAUAAUUUACUUCU